This is a messenger RNA of Macrobrachium nipponense, 903 nucleotides long. Its product is annotated as coiled-coil domain-containing protein 25-like. Bases 131 to 760 code for a protein of 209 amino acids. NCBI's taxonomy places the organism in Eukaryota, Metazoa, Arthropoda, Malacostraca, Decapoda, Palaemonidae. The record is from RefSeq and is a predicted model, not a curated record. The transcript has 7 exons.
UUUUCCCAUAAAUGACCACGAGACUUGACAGAUCAGAAGAUAAAAUAAGUUGAUUAUCUAGUAAUUGUGUCUGCUGGCAUCGGGAUUUGUUUUCAAUUAGACCUCGACAAGGGAGGAGGAAGUCGUCGCUAUGGUCUUCUAUUUCACCAGCACUGCUGCAGACCCACCGGUCACCCUGUUCAUGGGAUUAGAUAAAUAUGAAAAUGAAGACCUGAUUAAGUGGGGUUGGCCUGAAGAUGUGUGGUUUCAUGUCGAUAAAGUCUCCUCAGCCCACGUGUAUCUCAGACUAAACCCAGGUCAGACGAUUGAUGAUAUACCUAUGUCUGUAAUUGAAGAUGCUGCUCAGCUAUGUAAGGCGAAUAGCAUCCAGGGAAAUAAAAUGAAUAAUGUUGAUGUGUUUUACACCCUGUGGUCAAAUUUAAGAAAAACGGCCGGAAUGGAUGUUGGACAAGUUGGAUUUCAUAGUGAUAAGGAGGUACGUAAAAUUCGUUUAGAAAAGAGAAUAAAUGAAAUAGUGAAUCGGUUAAAUAAGACCAAAACAGAAGCCCAUCCAGACUUCAGAUUGGAAAGAGAAGAUCGUGAUAAAAAAGAAAGAAACUUGAACAAAAAGGAAGCUAAAGAAAGGCAACAGAAAGAAAAAGAAGAACUAGAAAAGAGAAAAAAGGAAGCAGAACUUAAGAGCUACAGUUCUCUGUUUUCUGAAGAAAAUAUGAAGACUAACAAGCAGGCUGCAGAUGAAGAUUCAGAUGACUUUAUGUAAACUAUGACGAUGAUCAUCCAAUAACUUCGUGUUGUGAUACUUAACAUAAUUAAGUUGCAGAUACUCUUGUGAAAGACAUAUCUAGAGUUAUAUUAAUAACCUGUACCUUAUUGCUUUGAUAAAUAUAUGAUUUUAAUAUUUAA